Messenger RNA from Doryrhamphus excisus (bluestripe pipefish), 1180 nucleotides. It is a transcript of the gene higd1a, whose product is annotated as HIG1 hypoxia inducible domain family, member 1A. Gene Ontology annotation, cellular component: mitochondrion. The record is from RefSeq and is a predicted model, not a curated record. Gene Ontology annotation, biological process: mitochondrial respirasome assembly. Lineage: Eukaryota; Metazoa; Chordata; Actinopteri; Syngnathiformes; Syngnathidae.
GUACGCAUAUCCUGUGACGUCAUAUAUGCGUGCAAUGGCUGUUACAUCACUAAAGGGACGCCUGGUCAUUUCCUUCCUACGUGGGAUUUGAAACCCCAGAGAUUCCGAACGCUGAAAGCUGAAUUUAUUGACUGUUUAACUCGAGUAACUUUACUUUUUAUAUACAGUCAAAAUGUCUACAUACGAAGAGAACGAGUCCAAAUUUAUGAGAAAAGCCAAGGAGAAUCCAUUUGUUCCUGUGGGAAUGGCUGGCUUCUUCGCAAUCGUUGGCUACAGACUGUGGAAAAUGAAAAGCCGUGGAGACACAAAAAUGUCAGUGCACCUGAUCCACAUGCGCGUGGCCGCACAAGGCUUCGUAGUGGGAGCCAUGACUGUUGGUGUCUUGUUUUCAAUGUACAGGGAUUUCUUUGCAAAGCCAGUAGAAAAACAGAACACGUUGGAUUCCAAGUGAACGUGGGCUCCUCAUUUAACGACCCUUAAUAUUACCUCACGUUAAGGUGUGUACAAGGUUUAUAUUUAAAGAUGGGUUGUGCUGUUUUAUGUACACAUCCUUUCCAAUAGUGCACCUCAGCUGUGAAGAAUUAACAUUUAUUGAUUCGACUUCUGAUCCAUGAUUAUGACUUCUGAUUAUUUAGUUAUGGUAAUGUUUUAACAGGACUUUUUGAAUGGUGGGGUGAUAUUAAAUUAUAUGUGAAAUAUAUUUAUAGAUAUGAAAGUGUAUUUAUAAAUACUAGCACUAUUAUUUCCUUUAUUUGUGGUAUUGUCUCAAACAAGAUAUCCAUUUCAACAUACUGCUAUGAUAAUUUAGGAUUUUUGCCAGAUAAAAUCCCUUUGUUCAAACCAGCAGAACAUAAAAUAAAAGUAUCAUUGUUUUAUUUAAGUACAUUUACUCAGACAUCAAAUGUGAUUUUAUCCAUUCAAGAGUAACAGACUGAAUUGUAACAGUUCUUGAAAUGGUAUCAGUAACAAGAAUUAUAAUACAAGUGAAGCUUCAUGAGCAAACACUAACUGCAUUAUAAAACUAUAGCUUGUUUAUCUAUAUUGCACACCCAGCUCGAUGAUACACAGAAAGUAAGGCCUUAUAUCACAAACAUAGCUAUUUUAAUUAUAUAAGUACACUGUUUCUGUAUUUGACAUGUAUGUUUUUGUUUUAUUGAAAAAUAAAUGAGCAUCAAAGCUA